Pocillopora meandrina is the source of this 4127-nucleotide messenger RNA. NCBI's taxonomy places the organism in Eukaryota, Metazoa, Cnidaria, Anthozoa, Scleractinia, Pocilloporidae. The record is from the annotation of a GenBank genome assembly.
CAAUCAACAUCCUAUACAGCAAAGCUCCUAGUAGGGAUCACCGCUUUCGUUAAAUCGUGAACUCUCUUUGUAGUAACAGGUGACUACUUAUACUCUAAUUUUCUUAACUUAUUCUGCGCAAUCCACUGAUGCCUGCCAUCGAUCAAGAUCUUUCGCUUGUGGCUAAGGUAUUUUGUACCGUAAAGCACUACGUCUGAUACCGUACAGUGCAUUUUGGUGUCUAGAAAUUGUAGAAUCAAUCGGAAGUGCGAAAAGCGAAAAGGCCUGUCGCUGAUUUGUCACAAACAAGCUUUAACAUCGCGUGAGCAGGUUAUUCGGUUUGCGUUUUGAAAGGGUUUUUAUCGAAAUCAAUGAUAUGUAUUUCAAUGUCACGCGCAUAACACUGAUUGUUAAGUACCCGUCACGCAAUUUUAAGCCUCGAAAAAGUGCAGAAGAUACAGUUUUGUUCUCUAAUUAUUUUUUAAAUUUCUGACCUUGUUUUUUUUUUUUCCGAUGGUUAUUUUGGUUGCAUGCUUUAUGAGUUUCACAAUUCGCCGGUGAAAGAGACGAAAAAUGAUCGAGGUUUUGCAUCUUAUCGCUCCGGGUUACAUUUCACCGAAAAGGAAAUCGAAAGUGCAGUGUUUCAAAACACAGAAGGGAAAACCUUCUUUCUGUGACCCAUGUAACUAAAAACACUUCAAAGGUCACAAUAACAAUAAAUAGAAAACGAAAAUGACAGAAAUAAGAUAAAAAUAGGUGAAAACAGUUUGACGUAAGAGAGCAAAAAGGGUGCUAGGGGAUUCCCCGUGCAACUCAAUGGCGAAAUGAAACCAUUGUAGUUGUGUUCGAACUCUUCCUUACGAUUUAUCAGCUGUAUUUACCUGAGGGAAGGAUAGGACAUUUUAAACUCAUCUUGACACUAAAGUCAACAUUCAAACUGCCCAGCCAAAAAAGAACUUUGAGCCAGCGAAAUCAGAAAAGAUCGAGACGAAAUCAAAUCAUCACAAAAGCGUAUGAGGUCAGUAAAUCUGUUUAUCACUCGGUUUAUGCUAUCUAAAUUUACUAAUGAUGAGAUUCGAAGAAAGUUGAUAUCACGCUGGUGACUAGCCUGUGUUAAUUUCAUCUCGAACACAAAGCGAUUUGUGGUGAGAUAUGGCUGAUCUUUCAAGUUUCAUCCGGGGGCUGGUGUGUUAUUCUAAUCUCUUACAUUGUUGCUCAUUAAAAUUCGAAACUGCUUGGCUUUUGUAUGUUCCAAACAGGCAGAUACUGCCUAUUCCCCAGUUGUUGUAGGUAAUUUUUACGGGAAGUUCUCCAUCGAUUAUUUUAAAAGGACGAAGGGAAAAUUCGAGCGUAACAAGGGAGGGAAAUGAGACGGGGAAGAGGAGACGAUCACCCCUUCCCCCCACCCCGCUUCGCUGUUUGCAACUUUGCACUCGGUCCAGCUCGGUCCAGGCUUCCUCGUUCAAGUGAUCCAACAUGGCUGACUAAGGGUGCGCAUUAGCACAAAUAGUUCACAAUUAUUUCAUUUAAUUUGGCCAAAAUUAGCGGUUAAUUCUCUUAGCUCUACCUUGUUUACAAGAGCGUCUCAAUAAAAUAGUUUCCUUCCUUCCUCCAACAGGGAAAUGGAUGAAGACGAGCCGGUCGCUAAAAGAGCAUGCUUGGGUUGUGAGGAUGACUACAUUAUGGAUAUGUACAGCCUCGUACAGCCAGGACAACAGAGCCAGCUUUACCUCUAUCUAACCAAAAGUGGAGGCCAGAGCAGAAAAACCUUCCUACAGGUAUCAGUAAAAAAGCAUCUUGUUCUGUUGUCUUCUCCGAAGAAAUGCUGUACCAUCAGUCACUUCUCUCUAAUUACAUAGAACUUAUCGAACAAAUACUUGAGCUAAACAUAGCUUUGAUAUCAGUUGAGAGCCUUUAAAGAAUUCCUGUACAUGGCUGAAUCAUCUUACCAUCUUUGAACUGAUUUGAAAUCCAACUUUAUGACGACAACCUAGGGAAGCUGUGGCGAGUUUUCCUGUGUCUGUCUGGUUUUGUUUUGUCUGUUUGUCUUUGUCUCUGCAGGUAAUUUAGUGCUAGCAACUGAGUUGAAAACGUCAAUUGGCCACCGUUAAGGGUGAAAAAAAAACUGACGUUUCGAGCGUUAGCCCUUUGUCAUCGCUCUGACGAAGGGCUAACGCUCGAAACGUUAGCUUUUUUACCCUUAACGGUGGCCAAUUUACGUUUUCAACUCAGUUGUUAACAUUAAAUUACCUGCUAUACUCUCCCACCGACGCAGUUUCUUCUCAGAAACUUACCCCCUUUAUUCAUUUGUCUCUGUUUUAUUUUGCUCUUUUGAAGAUGGAUAAUGAAUGAAGAGCACAACAUUGCUCUCAGACCUGAAAAACUACUCUCGCGUUUGGCUUUGUCACGGUUGUAUGUAAAGUAAUUUGGAAAUUUAGCAGCGCAUGAAAAUAACCAUUCUUCUCGUUAUAAAUUUAUUGAUUCUUCCCACUUGCUCUUCGUGCUAAAUAUCGAAAUUUUUAGGAUAAUUUAAAUUUAGGUCGCAUCUGAGUUUAAAGGACAGAAAGAAAUAACAAGUAAGUGAUGUCCUGGUUUUAUUUUCAGGAAGAACAAUCUCGACUUGGCAUGAUGAGGGUCCAUGUUGACGGAUUCUGUAUGAAAGAGAAAGAAGCGCGGUCUAUAAUUGCUGAGUUGAAAACGGGUGAUUUUGGAGCAGUUAAACGGGUAAGAAUCAUGGGAACAUGAGGGGCUGGAUUCUGUUAGCUUCAUUUCAGUUUGGUGAGUUACAACUUGCGUGGAAGACAGUUAGAUUGCCAACUUAAAAAAAUGAGGUUACUCGGCUGCACAUCUGGCUAAAAACGAAAUGACAAGAAUCAAUUUCGAGGUUUUAGUUAGAAUUUAAGAGCAAACAAAUUAAGGGUUAUUUGCAUCUAUGUACAUAAUAAGCUUUUGUAGGGUUAGAGUUUUAGUGGAAUCUGUAUGCUAUCCCUGCAGAUUAUGAGAUCAUUACUUGUUCACUUCGUGGGUGAUCCUUCAAAAGAAGUUUGGGUUUGUAGUCAGAGAAUAUCACUUUGCUUGACUUUCAAUUGUUUUUGUAUAUGUUGACUCAGAUCGAAAGAAUAAAGAUCGACCAGUUUACACUGCCAGAGAAGUUAACUUACACACUUCCGCAUGGCCGCGUAGCCUCGCUGAAGAUAAGUGUAAAACUGACCAGCGAAAGGGAUGAGCUGCUCCUCGAAACGGAGCAGUUAGAGGUAAACCUACCUUCGGUGAGUGGUGUGAUAUUCAAAAACAAUAAUGAAAUGAUAACGUGCGUAAUUAAUCUAUGAAGAAUCAAGCUCUGAAUUAAAUUAUAAUUAUGACAUCUUUUGGUGGCAUAGUUUUAUCUAUUUAGAAUAACAAAAUUGACCCGCAAUGAAUAAGUGGUAAUUCGGCAGGAAAAACUUCCCGCGACAAAUUUAUCGCUAAAAUUCAAUGAAAAGCGCCGAACCUAAAAAUUGUUCAAACAACAACAAAAUUGCAAACAUACUUUGCUGGGAAAUGAGCUAAAAAGAAACAGUGCCCGCAUGGCUGUUCAUUCAAAGGAUAGUGAUGUAGUAAAGAAGCUGCAGUUUAACGUUGGUAUCAUAACUUACCUUCUCCGUUAUCUUUCUCAUAUCUUGCCAUCUUAAGAAGAUUAGGUUUCUCAUUGACAAAAAAAUUUAAAUUUGUGAAAAAAAUAUUUCCUCUGUAGACUCAUUUGAUUGAGACGAAACCAGCGGUGGAGCAUGGCAACAAUCCUGAGUAAAGGGAGGGACAGAAGUUCUAUUGGAGUGGCGGAGAGGCGCGUGACGUUUAGUUCGAGACGGCGCGAGUUGCUGCGAUUAAACGCACUACAUUGGUCGCCUGAGGUGGCGGUCCGGACUGAGCCUGUCCAGGGUCGUGAGACCGUGAUGUACCGUGGUUGGCGCAAGUGUGGAGCCGUAUGUUGACGGCUAAGACGGCAGAAGACGCUUAUUAGCCUUGUAAACAUGUAAAUAUCGUAUUGAUAUUGAAUGAAAUACAGUACAGGCGUAAUGUGCGACGUAUACCGUCUAUCUAUACUCUCUAGAUUUGUAAGAACUGAUGCAAAUAUAGCAACUAAUUAUGUUAUUUGUGAAUGCUACCGU